This is a messenger RNA of Physcomitrium patens, 1306 nucleotides long. RefSeq lists its product as uncharacterized. Lineage: Eukaryota; Viridiplantae; Streptophyta; Bryopsida; Funariales; Funariaceae. Gene Ontology annotation, cellular component: membrane. The record is from RefSeq and is a predicted model, not a curated record.
CCUCGGAGGGGGGCGAUGGAAGAGAGCCCUUGGAUUUGGAUUGUAUUUGUAUUGUGGCCACUGUUCGGAGUCGGUGCCCUUGUGCUGCCGCGGAGUAGAGAGCCUUGGCCCUGCACCAUGGCUGCGGAAAUCGAUACCAGUUACCUCAGCCUCACUGCUCUCAUCACGGCUGUGUUCCAAUUUACAUUUUUUGUUCUUGCAGCAACAUUGAAGAUUGACAAAGUUACAGAUUUUGCAGGUGUGUUCAAUUUCGUCGUACUUGCUGUUACGACCUUCUAUCUUAAUGGCACACUAUACCUCCGCCAGAUAGUGUUGACAUGCUUAGUUGUGACGUGGGGCCUCCGGUUGUCAAUCUUUCUUCUCUUGAGGAUUCUAGAAUGGGGUGAAGACAAGCGCAUGGAUGACAGGCGAGGCCAUGUUGCUAGAUUUGCUGUAUUUUGGACUGUACAGGGCAUAUGGGUGUGGACUGUAUCCCUCCCAGUUACCGUUGUGAACGGAAUCGUAACCCGAAAUCCAGAAAUUCAAAUGACCGAUAUGUUGGGCUGGACUAUGUGGGGCAUUGGCUUUAUCAUUGAAGCAAUCGGCGACCAGCAGAAGCUUCGUUUCAAAAGAAAUCCAGCGUCUGCGCAUAGGUGGUGUGACGUUGGUGUGUGGAAGUGGACUCGGCACCCGAACUACUUCGGAGAGAUUCUUUUAUGGAAUGGAAUCUUCGUGUCUACUACGUCAGUGCUGGAAGGUGGUCAAUGGGGGGCUAUAGCCAGUCCAAUCUUCAUCACCCUCCUUCUCCUCUUUGUCAGCGGCAUUCCACUUCUCGAGGUAUCAGCCGAUGAGAAGCAUGGAGGAAAUCCUGAGUACCGUGCGUAUAAAAAUAGAACGAGCCCUCUCAUUCCACUUCCACCUGCUCUCUACGGGAGUCUUCCGAAGUUCUUGAAGGCUAUGUUUCUCUUUGAGUUCCCGCUGUACAAUAAUAUCAAGCUGGCUGCAGAUUAGGAGAUCAGCUCACACAUGGGCAUCGCCUGGGGAGCUCUACAUUAUGGACAUGGGUUUCGUGAACUCGCUGAACACAGUGUACAUCUCAAGACAAGAGUAGUUAACGAUAGCAGGUAUGGUUGUAUUAGUCUUGAUAUCAGAGAAGCAAAGAAAUCACCUCUACUUGGAGUAUCAUUGUUUAUCUGGUUUACCAUGACUUUUGCACUGGUUGGUAUUCAGCUCAAUGUUUCGCCUAUGGAGUAUUUAGAUACUCGUGUUUCACUUUCCUCAUUUGCUCUGAAUGUUGCCAGCUAACAGAAGGUUCUUCUUUUUCUUA